AAAAUUUUUAAAUGUUGUAAAAUUUUAAAUGUGAUAAAUAAAACUGAAAAUGAUUUAAUUCUUGACUUUUCUCGAAUUAAUAAUCAAAUAAAUCUAGAAAGAGAAAUUGAAAAUCAAGCUGAAACAACUAGUGAUAAUGAAAAAGAAAAUGGUAAAAAAAAUAGUGAAGACAAUGAAGAAGAAAAUGGUAAAGAGAAAGACAGUAAAGAGGAAGACAGUGAAGAAGAAGAUAGUAAAGACAAUAAUGAAAAAGACAAUAAAGAUAAUAAAGCAGUCAAUUAUAAUGAUAAAGAUAAUAAUAUACAUAAAAGCUCUUUUGUAUAUAUUGAUUAUUAUAAAAAAAAUGAGGAUGCCAAUAUUAUUCAAGAUUGGAAUUAG
This is a messenger RNA of Cetraspora pellucida, 378 nucleotides long. Lineage: Eukaryota; Fungi; Glomeromycota; Glomeromycetes; Diversisporales; Gigasporaceae. The record is from the annotation of a GenBank genome assembly.